AUGUCUGUUGAAACCCAUCCCACUGAUCCCUCGGAUAGGGAGACGGCAGAGGAAGGCGUGGAACAAACCCUGGAAAAGAAGGUGCGAAAAUCAAUUGAGAUAGGAUCACCAAGGAUGAGCCGGCCUCAACAGAAAGUGAAACCGAAGUUGGUUACCCCGAGCCCUGACCUUGACCCGGGGAAAGUGAGAAAGCAGAGAGCGGAGGCUAUCUGUCAUGUCCUUCCCGGUUCUGUAAUAAGGCGACGCCAGCGGCAUUCGUAA
Messenger RNA from Nezara viridula (southern green stink bug), 261 nucleotides. NCBI's taxonomy places the organism in Eukaryota, Metazoa, Arthropoda, Insecta, Hemiptera, Pentatomidae. The record is from the annotation of a GenBank genome assembly.